This is a messenger RNA of Daphnia pulicaria, 3024 nucleotides long. Its product is annotated as transcription factor Sp4-like. Lineage: Eukaryota; Metazoa; Arthropoda; Branchiopoda; Diplostraca; Daphniidae. Gene Ontology annotation, molecular function: DNA-binding transcription factor activity, RNA polymerase II-specific; RNA polymerase II cis-regulatory region sequence-specific DNA binding. The transcript is spliced from 10 exons. The record is from RefSeq and is a predicted model, not a curated record. Gene Ontology annotation, biological process: regulation of transcription by RNA polymerase II. Bases 358 to 2646 code for a protein of 762 amino acids.
GACGCAACGUUUAUUGUUUCUUACUUUGUGCCAUAUACAUAGCGCUGUGUGUGCGUCGUCGAGCUGUUUACAGGGCAGGGACAAGGGCGAGGCCAAACUUCCAGCGGCGUCCCUCCCUUUUCCUCCCCUCCUCCCCUUGAUUCCCCCCCUCAAUGUUUGGGAGGCUGUUCACCUUGCUGAUUCUGCACACAUAAUCUGAACGAUUCUACUAUUGAGGAACUGUUGAACGACAUUGCACGUGGAUUUUGUGCUGUGCCCAUCCGUGAGACUAAACAUAAUUUCGUGUUGACAAAAAGUAGCAGGCUCAAUACCCCGCUUUUCGUGUCCUAGUUUUUUUGUGACUAAUCAUCUCCCUUUAUGGCGGGAUGUUUUACUUCUAUGGUUCAACCUGCCAUGGCCACAACAACUCCUUCCAAAGUGAAGUGUGAGACUCAAUCUACUGACGAUGAGGAACGUUCAGAAGUCUUGUCACUCACCGUGACGGCUAAGAAGAAGAGGAAAGUGGGUGGUGCCGGAGAAGCCAAAGGGGGGGCACCUCCCCCCACCCUGAUGAAGGCUACCAACUUGCAGGGCCAAGUGCUAACUCCGGCCCAACUUCAAAGUCUACUCCAACAAGCUGGUGUUGCUAAUGGGGAAAUACAGCAAAAUGGAACUAUUGCUACAAAUACCCAAAACACUCAGUCACAGGCUCAGUCCAAAACUGUCAGUGUUAGUCCUUCCAAUAUUCUUUCAUUGCAAGGACUGCAAGGGCAAAUUAUACAGACUGCACAGGGUGCACAGUUGUUGACAUCUGGAUCCAACAACAGUGCUGCAAGCGGAGGAGUUCAAUACAGCAUGUCACCUGCUUUCCAAACAGUGACCAUUGAUGGUCAAGAGGCCAUCUUCAUCCCAACAGGAGGGGGAGGGCAACAGGUGCAGAUUGGUCACAAUCAGGCUCUCUUGACAUCCAAUGGGCAAAUCAUCCGUGCCCCUACCAACCAGGCCCAGUCAUUACCCUUCACACUACAAAAUGUUGGUGUACAAUCAGGAUCCCAAGGUGUGACAGUACGAACAGCCGGUGGUAUGCAGCAAGUUCUCCAACUACCCAUGCAGCAGACUGCUACAAUUUCUGUGCAAGUGCCAGUCUCUACUGCUAAUGGCCAAACAGUUUACCAGACAUUACAGCUUCCUGUUCAGAUGAUAUCUAGUGGUAUACCUGGUCUGAUGCAGGGAGGGACUCAAAUGCAAGUUUUAUCCCCUUUACAGGUGCCCCAGCAACAGCAGUAUGCGCAAAUAAUCAACGCCAAUGGACAGAUCCAGACUGUGCAAAUAGCUAAUUUGUCACAGAUGGGUACGACAACGUUGUUGAGUCCUGGCGGCCAACAGCAACAGCAGCAGCAGCAACAACAACAAACGACAACAACAAAUAAUUCUAAUAGUAGUAACAAUGCGUCGGGACCUUCGACCGUCACUAUAACGCAGUCAAAUGACGGCGCCCUGCAAAUUAGCACGGUGGAAAAUGGGUCUGGCGCGGGUAGCAAUAACCAGUCGACCAACCAAAGUGCCAAUGCUCAACAACAGCAGCAGCAACAACAGCAACAGCUUCAAAAUGUAUCGCAACAGAUUACUAUUGCAGGUCUAUCAGGAGGAAGUAACCAGCUAACAAUGAUACCAGCGUCUAGCCUUUCAGGAUUGACACGAAUGCAAACUGGAUCCAAUUUAUUGCAGGGUUUCCCUAUCCAGAAUAUCCCCGGAUUGGGUAAUGUCCAAGUGAUACCAGCCUCUAGCCUCCAAGCCCUUACAGGCCAACAGACAAUUUCAACAGUUUCCCAACAGUCUCAGCCAGUUCUUCCUCCAGGAACUCAAAUAAUAGCUGCCUCUUCCCUAGGGCAGCAACUUCAACAGGACCCCAACGACCCGACAAAAUGGCAGGUUGUUACAACGGGCACACCACAGGCUACCCAAUUAGUAACUGUAGCAUCAGCCCCUACUACCUCAAGUGGGCAGCUAGCGUCACCUACACCAGCAGAGGGGACAAUGGAAGUGGUUAUGACUUCCGAUUCAUCCACUCCUGCAGCUAACAACUCCAGUCCCGCUAAACCCCGCCUUCGUCGUGUCGCAUGCACUUGUCCAAAUUGCAAAGAUGGUGAAGGGAAACAGGUCGGCGAGAACAAGCGGAAAAUUCAUAUUUGCCACCAUCAAGGCUGUGGGAAAGUGUAUGGUAAGACGUCUCAUUUGCGUGCUCACCUAAGGUGGCACUCAGGUGAUCGACCGUUUGUUUGUUCGUGGUAUUAUUGUGGUAAACGGUUUACGAGAUCCGACGAACUUCAGAGACACAGGCGAACUCAUACGGGGGAGAAACGCUUUCAAUGCCCAGAAUGUGGUAAACGUUUCAUGCGAAGCGACCAUCUUUCAAAACACAUCAAGACUCACUCCAAAUUACGUGGGCAUGUUCAGUCGGAUGUUGCUGUGGACGGAGCGACCCAGAUUGUAUUUGCUGAACCAUUGGAAGAGGGAGAAGAUGGUCGAGAGGAAGAGGAAGAAGACGCAGAAGGUGAAGAAGGUGAAGACGGAGCCUCAUCGGAUGGGGACGAGAAGAUGCUCAUUAUCCCUGGCGACGCUGUCGAUGCCUCUGCUGUCGGUAACGAGUCUCAGAUUGACGGAUAAAGAAACCAACUGUAUGUAGCAUUCCUCUCUCAUUGCGUCUCCUCCACCAAAGUCCACUUGCUCUGUGUGUAUGUCUUUAUUUUCUUUGCUAUUAUUCAUUGGCUUUAGAGUGGUUAUAGGGAGUUGGGAGCAAGAGCUUUAAUUCAUAACUAACAUCUGGCGAAUUAUAAUUCUAAUAUUCGAUAAUAUGAGACGACUGCUCUCGAUAUAUUAUGUGUAUGUUCCAAGACGACAAAAUUGGACAUUUUGACUUAUACUGUGGUUAAUUACUCUGCAUAUUUUUUUGAGUAUUACCCAUUUACCCAAUUUGUUUGUAAACGGAAGGCCUUAUUCACAAUUUUUUAGACUUGGAAUUGAAAAUAAAAGUUGAACAGUUUA